AAACUUGUGCUUCCUGCCAUGCUACUGCUGGAAUAUGUACGGCGCAGAACGGCUACGUCACAUGUAGCUGUAUGCCUGGCUAUUUUGGAAAUGGAAUAAACUGCACUGCAAUGGCCUCAUGCACCACCGCUACCUGCUGUUCCCAAGGCUAUACCUGGGAUAGCAGAGUAGGUUAUAAAGUCUGCACAGAUAUCAAUGAGUGUACUGAUUCAACAUUGAACAAGUGUGUCCCUACAUCCACCUGUAUAAACAGGGUUGGUGUCUAUCUAUGUGGUAAUAACAGAAACAUUGUAUGCAACAAUAGUAUAUGUCCCUUUGAUCAAGAUUGUCUGAAUAUUGGAGGAGUUGUACAGUGUGCAGACCCAUGCUCAUAUUACCAACUACAGAAUGGAACAACUAGAUUGUCUACAAUCAAUUCCACUGGUGUAUUCGCCACUGACCGAUACAACGUUGGUUGGUAUCGCUACAGUGGAAGUGUCGGUUUAAGGAUGCAGCAAGGUUGUGUUGGUUCUAUAAAAUGUGGAUCAGCGGCACCCUUUACUUUGAAUAGCAGCCAUCCAGCUAUCGGACAAGGAGUUGUGCUCUUGCCUCUCUUAUCCAACACAGUAUCUGGAUGUACAGCGGGAGGAACCAUCCCUGUGAAGGCCUGCUCUGGACAAUACUACGUCUAUAAGUUUUCUGAGAGCUUAGGGUCUGAAGUUUAUUGCACAGAUCCCACCACAGGAUUUGUUAUUCCAACUAUGCUCCCCACCACGACCACUACUACUGCAACCACUACAUCACCAACAACUACCACCACUCCAACCACUACAACUCCAACCACAACCACUACGACUCCAACCACUACAACUCCAACCACAACCACUACGACUCCAACCACAACCACUAUACCAACAACAACCACUACGACUCCAACCACAACCACUACGACUCCAACCACAACCACUACGACUCCAACCACUACGACUCCAACCACAACCACUACGACUCCUACCACAACCACUAUACCAACAACAACCACUACGACUCCAACCACAACCACUACGACUCCAACCACAACCACUAUACCAACAACAACCACUACGACUCCAACCACAACCACUACUACUCCAACGACAACCACUAUACCAACAACAACCACUACGACUCCAACCACAACCACUAUACCUACAACCACCACCACACCAACAACCACCACUCCAACCACUACCACUCCAACCACCACCACCACCACACCAACAACAACAUCUACUCCAACCACUACCACUCCAACAAAAACUACUACUCCAACAACAUCCACUCCAAAUACAACAAGCCCAACAGCUACAUCUCCAUCAACAAAUUCGACCCCAACAACACCAGUACCAACUGCCACUCAGCCAGAACAAAAUUUCACUGUGACUACACUGAGAGGCAGCACCAUAGUGAGAAUCACAGCCACAACUGAAACGGUGAAUGGCACAGAUGUAACUAGUUUAGAGCUAAAUGAGACUACCAAUGUCUACAUUGAAGUGAUGACCAUUACUCCUACCACUAUCAGAACUAAUAUUAACAACUCAGUCACACCAUUUUAUUACAAGUUAACAAUUGGCACUGCUAAUCCUAUGGCAGUUACUGACACAUCUGUACCUCAGACUACAGGCAAUGAAACAAUAGUCCCAAAUCAACAGCUUUUCCAGCCAAAUAUGUAUAGCAGUCAGCCAGCUGAAACCAGCACCACAACUGAGACCUUUACAGUCAGUAAUAUUAAUGUUACUAGCAUCACUACAACAACAACCAUUAUAACAGAAGAGAUCAUUGUGAAAUAACCACCACUACUGCCAACCUCAACUCAUUUACAAUAUUUGUCUAAAUCACUGUAAUACUUGUUUUAAUAUAUUAAAUUGGAAAUAGGAAUUUUUACCAAUACUGAAAUACCUAGACAUUAUCUAUAAUCACACACCUGACAUGGUACAGUACAGUAACCAUCAGGGCUGUAUUUACUUAUAUAACACCUGCCCAAUAUACUCAUAUCUAUUAUCCUUGUUGCAAUCAUCAUAUUAUUUAUUAACCAGUGAGUAGAAUUAUGCCUAUGAUUAGAGGCCUGUAGGGUUUGCAGUCAACUUGUGCAGGAAAAGGUUCAUUGGGACUGAUGAUAGCUAAUUGAGACUGUUAGCUGCAAUGUUAUGUACUCUAUGCUAUAUUUCAA
Molecule: messenger RNA, 2188 nt
Organism: Pseudophryne corroboree (corroboree frog)
Lineage: Eukaryota; Metazoa; Chordata; Amphibia; Anura; Myobatrachidae
Product: mucin-2-like
Exons: 2
Coding region: 72-1808 (578 amino acids)
Molecular function (GO): calcium ion binding
Source: RefSeq, a predicted model, not a curated record